This is a messenger RNA of Rhipicephalus sanguineus (brown dog tick), 1228 nucleotides long. Its product is annotated as estradiol 17-beta-dehydrogenase 8. The record is from RefSeq and is a predicted model, not a curated record. Bases 150 to 926 code for a protein of 258 amino acids. Gene Ontology annotation, molecular function: oxidoreductase activity. The transcript has 3 exons. Lineage: Eukaryota; Metazoa; Arthropoda; Arachnida; Ixodida; Ixodidae.
UUUGUAAGCGCCGGCACGUUUUUAUCGCGCUCAUCUGCGGCAGCUGCGAGCCUCUAUCUCGGAGUGUCUGCAUCCGCUGUAUAGUCGCGCCCUAUUUGAAGCUGCAGUAAGAACCCCGUCGUUCACUGCACACAACAAUUGAGAGGAAGAUGGCCGCUGCAGACGCAGCUUUCACCGGAAGGCUGGCCCUGGUUACGGGAGGUGCCGGCGGAAUCGGCCAGGCAGUGUGCCGCACAUUGGCUGCCGAAGGCUGCAUCGUAGUGGUCGCUGACAGGCAGUUCGACGCAGCGAAGAAGGUUGCGGAGUCUCUUCCAGGUAACGCCAAGCACCUGGCCUUUUACGUGGACGUUGGCGAUUCUUCGUCCGUGGAGCGGCUCUUCGGUGACAUCAGGAAAACAUUCUCGGAGCCCCUCAGCAUAGUCGUCAACGCGGCGGGAAUUUUGCGCAAGUGUUCCCUGGUUGAUUGCACCGAUGAUACAUUCGAUGACGUCAUCCGGGUAAACCUCAAGGGCACCUUCUUGGUGAAUCGUGCCGCUAGCCGCGACAUGCUCCGAUCCGGCAUACCGUUGCCCAAAGGUGGUGCCGUCAUCGUCAACAUAUCCAGCAUCGAGGCCAAGAACGGCUCGUGGUCGUCGGCGGCGUACUCCGCUUCCAAAGCUGGCAUCGUGGCCCUCACCAAGUCGGCGGCAACGGAGCUCGCGGGACAUGGCAUCCGCUGCAACGCCGUGCUUCCUGGCUGGACGGACACUCCCAUGGCAGAAGGUGGUGACGAUGCUGUCAAGGCUCAGGCGCUGGCACUGAUGCCCAUCAAGAGGCCCGCUGAGCCCCGUGAGAUCGCGGAAGCCAUCAAGUUCCUCUGCUCACCGACUGCCAGUUCCUAUGUCAACGGCGCGGCUCUUGAAGUCACUGGAGGCUUCUGCAUGUGAAUUCACUACGUGCGCAUCACCUAUAGGCUUUCUGAUACGACUGUAGACCGACACAUUUCCUACCAACGCAUGGAUUUAACGCAUUUAAAGUUUACUAAUAAGAAAAUCGACAAUUACGCUUUUGCCUUCAUCAGCUUCACCGCGUUACUGUUUUGUAGAACGGUGAAACAUUCUAAAAAUGAAUAAAGCCGUCGUGCAGAGAUGCGUGUGCUCCCUGGGGCCUAUACUCAUUGAGAUGACUUACCGGUAGAUCGCGCUACUUCGUGAUCUUCUACAGAUUGCAUACACUUGAGUUGUACACU